This is a messenger RNA of Trichobilharzia szidati, 991 nucleotides long. The record is from the annotation of a GenBank genome assembly. NCBI's taxonomy places the organism in Eukaryota, Metazoa, Platyhelminthes, Trematoda, Strigeidida, Schistosomatidae.
ACUUGCAAAAAUUCUUGCCUGUGGUGAUAGAUCACUGAAUGCUCAAGUCAACUGUCUACGUGGAAAAUCAAUUAAAGAAAUUUUAGACGCUCAUGAUACAAUGUACAAUCCUGGCAGUUAUUUCUCUGUACCAUUCCCUCCUGUACUGGAUAAUGAUUUUUUCCCAUAUGAAAGUAGUCAAGCAUUUCGUCAACUCCGGCAUCUUAAACCAUCUGGUGCAUUAAUGUUUGGUAUAAAUAAAAAUGAAGGCAGUUACUUUCUGCUGUAUGCAUUUGUUAGUAAUGCGAAAUGGAUGAAUAAUAUCACUCACUUGCCAAUAACAAAUCGUAUGGAUUAUAUUAGAUGUUUACGACAAGUGCUGGAUUUAGAUGAAGAUGAUAGACCGGAAUUCACUGAACCACUGGUUCGGUAUACGGAUUUUGAAUAUCAAACUUAUGAACAUUUACCCACCUUAGAAAGUUGGACAGAAAGGCUGGAAGAAAUCAGCAGUGAUAGAAGUUUCAAGUGUCCAACUAUCAAUAUGGCAAGUGCAGUUACCAAUGAACAUCGUAUGCCUGGUCGACGCCGAUCGAAUACUUUACCAGUGUAUUUCUAUGAAUUUCAGCAUAGAACAGUUUCAUUACCAAUGCCUAAAUGGACUGGUACUAUGCAUGGCUAUGAAAUUGAAUAUAUCUUUGGUAUACCAUUUAGUCCUCAAUUUCAAGCAGCAUUUUAUCGAUUCACCGAUGAAGAACGACAGCUUAGUGAUAUAAUGAUGACUUAUUGGGCUAACUUUGCACGUACAGGAGAUCCUAAUAUCCUUCCAGAUGGACGACAUGUUACUGAUCAAGCAGAUUCAGAAGAUACAGAAGAACUUGUUGAAGAUGACUUUGAAAAUCCAGCAAACUACAGGCAGAAGCGCAGGAAUCCAUUCAUUGGAUGGCCUGAAUUUCUAAACAGUACCAAGGCUUAUAUUGUUUUUCGCUCGGCACCAGGAAAUUUGCAUGUCAAU